Messenger RNA from Selaginella moellendorffii, 1367 nucleotides. Its product is annotated as serine/arginine-rich splicing factor RS2Z32. Gene Ontology annotation, molecular function: zinc ion binding; mRNA binding. Bases 26 to 1318 code for a protein of 430 amino acids. Gene Ontology annotation, cellular component: nuclear speck. NCBI's taxonomy places the organism in Eukaryota, Viridiplantae, Streptophyta, Lycopodiopsida, Selaginellales, Selaginellaceae. The record is from RefSeq and is a predicted model, not a curated record. The transcript has 6 exons. Gene Ontology annotation, biological process: mRNA splicing, via spliceosome.
CCAAGUAGAUUGACCGCAUUAGUCAAUGGUGGUCAAGUUUCUCGUGCGAUCAAGACCGUUGGACUGGAUUUGGACAUCCAACGGUAAUGGGUCUUUAGGGAAGAGCCCUAGCCCUAGAAGGGAAGACGGGGAGAUGCCGCGCUACGACGAUGGCCAGACGCGCCUCUACGUCGGUCGCCUCUCCACGCGGACGCGCAGCCGCGACCUCGAGGCGAUUUUCAGCAAAUACGGGAGAGUCCGAGAAGUGGAUGUCAAGCACGACUUCGCCUUUGUUGAAUUCAGCGAUCCCCGGGAUGCUGAUGAGGCGAGGCAUUAUCUCAACGGACGGGACUUCGAGGGACACCGCAUGAUCGUCGAGUUUGCGAGAAGGGGUCCUCGCAGCGGCAGUGGUGGUAGUGGUGGUGGAAGCAUCAGGAGGGAGCGCGAGCCCUUGAGAGGCCCGCCUCCAGGAACUGGAAGGUGUUACAACUGUGGGAACGAUGGUCACUGGGCUCGAGACUGCAGAGCUGGUGAUUGGAAGGACAAGUGCUACCGCUGCGGGCAGCGUGGUCAUAUCGAGAGGAACUGCCGCAACAGUCCACGCUCGUUUAGCAGGCACUCUAGAUCGCGUUCUCGAUCAAUGGAACGUAGGAGAAGCCGUAGCAGAUCGCCCAGUCGCUCUCCGAGAAGAAAGUAUAGCCGGAGUCGAAGGUACAGCGCGAGUCCCGUCAAAGACGAUAGAAGCCGCUCGCCUGCCGCACGAAAGCGCAGCGUCUCUCCAGAUGGGAAUGCUCGCAGGUCACCACCACCAAGACGCCGCAGCUUGUCUCCGGAAGGCCACCGCCGCGGUUCACCACCAUCAAGAGGCCGUAGCUUGUCACCGGAUGGCCACCGUCGUCGUGGAUCACCACCACCAAGAGGCUCUCCGGAAGGCCACCGUCGUCGUGGAUCACCACCACCAAGAGGUUCUCCGGAAGGACGCCGUCGCGGGUCGCCAGCACCACGGCACCGCAGCCCAUCUCCGGAUGGAAACCCGCGCAGCCGAUCGCCAAUGGAGACGCGAAACCGCAGCAGCUUGUCUCCGGACAGAAAUCCUCGCCGAGAGGAGCGCUCGCCGGGAGCUCGAGGCCGCGGCAGCUUGUCCCCGGAUGGCAAUCCCCGACGCUGGUCGCCAGAGGCGAGGGGCCGGAGAAGCCUGUCCCCGGAGGAGAAUGCUCGCGAGAGUCCAUCGCCCAAGAGGAGAGUGGCGAGCCCAAUGGAGAAUGGCAGCCAUGGCGCGGGAGGAGAUCGCGGUGGAGAGUCUCCGGUGAAGAACGAAGAGGACGAGGAAGAACAGUGAAAGAGUUUGUGAAGUGUUUGAACUUUAAAAUCUUAAUCCCGCGCACGAA